GAGGUACAGUCAACGUUAACUCGUUCAACGCAACGCAUCCAGCAGCUAUUCUUUGUGUGACAACACAGACCUUCAAACAAACAAUCCCAUUUGCCAAAAUGUUCCGAUUGGUGGUGUUGUCCGCUGUUCUUGCCGUGUCCGCUGCUGCCCCCCACGCUACCGUGGUGGCUUCGGCGCCUGUGGCCGCGUAUCACUCGGUGGCGGCGGUCCCGACCGUGCUGGCCCAGAAGGAGAUCUCGUACCAGAAGAGCAUCAUCGAGGAGCCAACCGUGGCCCAUGUCGGUAACAUCGAGAAGAAGAUCCCGACCGGAUUCUCGCACCAGAGCUUCACCCAGUACCACAACAAGCAGGUUGCCGAACACGUGUACGCUCCGGCCGUGAAGAAGACCAUCGUCGAGACCCCCGUUGAGAAGACCACCUACACCCACGGUUACGCCGCUGCCCCAGCUGUCACUUAUGCCGCUGCCCCUGCCAUCACCUACGCCGCUGCUCCGGCCAUCAAGACCGCCUACGUCGAGGCCGCCCCAGCCCUGACCUACGCCGCUGCCCCUGCUCUGUCAUACGCCGCCCAUGGUCUGAACUACGCCGCUGCCCCAGCUCUGUCGUACGCCGCCCAUGGACUGACCUACGGCGCUGCUCCGGCUCUGACGUACGCUGCCCCGGCCGUGUACGCCAAGUACUAAGCAGUUUCCGUGUAGUUGACUGUCGUCAGGCCAAAUUUUAACGAUCGCGGGUGAUACUACUUUUUCUUUUGUUCGCAAUUUUUGGAUUGUUUUCGUGUGAAAGAUGAGAAAAGUAAAACAGACUGGGAAGUAGCUUAAAUUAAA
This is a messenger RNA of Culex pipiens pallens (northern house mosquito), 827 nucleotides long. RefSeq names its product cuticle protein 16.5-like. The transcript has a single exon. Lineage: Eukaryota; Metazoa; Arthropoda; Insecta; Diptera; Culicidae. The coding region runs from base 99 to 683 and encodes 194 amino acids. The record is from RefSeq and is a predicted model, not a curated record.